Molecule: messenger RNA, 607 nt
Organism: Amoebophrya sp. A25
Lineage: Eukaryota; Dinophyceae; Syndiniales; Amoebophryaceae
Source: the annotation of a GenBank genome assembly
GUUAGAACCGAUCUAUCCGCACCUCGCCGACCUCCAUAUCUCGUUCGAAAUGCAGGAGUGCAAGAGGAUCAUGCAUGGCUACUGUCGCAUCAACGCGCCACGAUUGAAUCUGCAAGCGCCGGAGAUGAUGGGGCAAGCGAUCGCGCAGCGGCGAGCCUUCGGGUCAUUUGUAGAUGGCAAGAACGAAGUAUGGGAUGAGCAUGCGCCUCUAAUCGAUUGUCUAGACCGCGCCAUACCGAAUUGCGGAUUUGGACAAACACCAGGCCAGCAGCAAUCUACAGGAGGAGGCGAUGCAGGUGCGAAUAGCGCAACAGGAGGAGGCUCUUCCAACGCGCCGACUUCAAACGAGCCGACGUUGUUGGAGCAAGAGAUAUCUGCUAUUCUGCGCCAGGAAAAACAGCGGCCGGCCUAUGAGACGCGGAUGAGCCAAAUUUCAUUCAUUCUCGCAGAUCCGAAUGUACAGACCAGCUUAUGUCGUGGCCUGUGCCUUGUGCGAAAGUGGCGUCACAUUUCACUUCCGGCGUCACACGCUGCGGCAGUCCAGAAGCACCCUUCGAAAGAUCCUACGCGAGCUAUCAUGACCAGUGGUCGACAUGGCUCCACAAAC